AUGGACGUGGCCAGGGCUCAGCUCGGCCUCCCCCUCCUGCUGCUGCUGCUGCUGCUGCUGCCCCUGGCCCACGGUGCCCCUCUGCGGCCCUCUGCAGCGCUGCCCCCUCGCUGUGACCUGGCUCAGGUGCCCAUCGUGGGGGCACGGGGAGCUGGUGGCGGGGGGAGCGGGGCGUGCCUGGCCCUGGCCGUGCCCGCGGGGGUCCAUGGAGGGUCCUGGCGCGCUCUCCGUGGAGGGGUCGUGCGGUACCGCUGCAGGCCCGGGCUGAGCUGCUGGGCUCGGGCAGAGCGCUGCCUCGGAGGGGGUCUGGAGCGGGACAGAGCCCGCUGUCGUGACCCCAAAGUGCUGGACAGCCCCGAGGAAGUGGGCCCAGGAGUUUCUGGCGUCCCCACCCAGACCGUGGAGGUGGCCGAGGCCAACACGACCCAAGAGGCCACGCAGAAGCGGCGGAUCCGCCUGACCCCGGCGCCGCCUCAACGUGUUCCUGGUGCUCGACGCCUGCGCAGCGUCGGCCGCACUGACUUCCAGGACGCCCGCAACGCCCUCAGCGAGCUGGUGGAGAAGAUCGCCAGCUACGGGGCCAGCCCCCACUACGGGAUCAUCACCUUCGGACGGAGCCCACUCCCAGGCCCCGGGACCAACCUGGCGGGAGCGCUGCGGGCCGUGUACGAGCAGCUGGUGCUGCAGGAGCAGGCCGUGCCAACAUGGGGGUCUCCGGUGCCCGUCGUCCGCCAGAUCCGGGAGCUGCUGAGCAUCGGGAGGGACCCCGGCACGACCGCGAGGAUUACCUGGGUGCCUCCACGGCCCCCUCUGCAGCGCUGCCCCCCUCGCUGUGACCUGGCUCAGGUGCCCAUCGCGUGGGGGCACGGGGAGCUGGUGGCAGGGGGGAGGUGCUGCUCCGUGUGGUGCCCGGAGCCGCUGGAGUUCGAGCAGGGCUGGUUUUGGCCGCGGGGGGGGCGGCACCCCCCGGGCUCGGUCCUGACCUUCGGCUGCUUCGAGGGCUUCGCGCUGCGCGGGCCCUCCCAGCGCGUCUGCGGGGCCGGGGGGCGCUGGGACGGCCCCGACCCCGUCUGCGACGAUGGAUGGCGAGUGGGGGUCCCGGGGUCCCGGGGGCUCAGGGUCUGGAGCGGGACCGAGCCCGCUGUCGCGGUGAGGGGAUGGGGGCACAGGGGGCUCGGGGUCUGGAGCGGGACAGAGCCCCGGUGUCGUGACCCCAAAGUGCUGGACAGCCCCGAGGAAGUGGCCCAGGAGUUUCUGGCGUCCCUCACCCAGACCGUGGAGGUGGCUGAGGCCAACACGACCCAAGAGGCCACGCAGAAGCGGCGGAUCCGCCUGGACCCCGGCGCCGCCCUCAACGUGUUCCUGGUGCUCGACGCCUCGCGCAGCGUCGGCCGCACCGACUUCCAGGACGCCCGCAACGCCCUCAGCGAGCUGGUGGAGAAGAUCGCCAGCUACGGGGCCAGCCCCCACUACGGGAUCAUCACCUUCGGGACGGAGGCGCGGGUGGUCCUGAGCCCCACGGACCCCCAGGGCCAAGGGGACUGGGUCCAGCAGCAGCUCCAGAACCUCAACUUCGAAGCCCACUCCCAGGCCCCCGGGACCAACCUGGCGGGAGCGCUGCGGGCCGUGUACGAGCAGCUGGUGCUGCAGGAGCAGGUGGAGAUGAGGAGGGCUCGACCCCCCGUCACCAACAGCACCCGCCACGUCAUCAUCAUCAUGUCUGACGGCCGUGCCAACAUGGGGGUCUCCGUGCCCGUCGUCCGCCAGAUCCGGGAGCUGCUGAGCAUCGGGAGGGACCGGCACGACCGCGAGGACUACCUGGACGUGUACACGUUCGCCAUCGGGGCCGAGCCCCACACGGACACCCUGAACGAGCUGGCGUCGCACAGCGGGGAGAAGCACACCUUUGUGCUGGAGCUGGCCCAGCUGCAGGAGACCUUCCACCACAUGAUCGACGAGGGCUCGACGCUGCACCUGUGUGGGGUGAGCCAGGACUACCCCACGGCCGAGGACAGGGAGAGGAACCCCUGGGAGGUCACGGUGACCAUCACGCGGCCGGGGCUGGGCCGGGAGCACUGCAAGGGGUCCCUCGUGUCCCCCUACUUCGUGCUGACGGCGGCUCACUGCUUCGACAUCGAGGACCGCGCCGACCAGCUCAGCGUGGACAUCGGUCAGGGGGAGCCCCCAAAAUCGGGCAGGGGGCACCCAAAAUUUUGACCUGGGGGCCCGGCGAGACCGGGGGUCCCCGAGUUCUACGACUACGACGUGGCCCUGGUGCAGCUCAAGCGCGCCGUGACCAGCUCGCCCACCGAGCGCCCCAUCUGCCUCCCCUGCACCGAAGGGGCGUCGCCGCUGCGGCUGCCGGAGAAAAGCACCUGCGAGGACCACCGCCAGCUCCUGCUGCCCCCCAAGGACGUCCCGGCCUAUUUCCUGUCCUACCGCAAAUCCGCGGGGCUCAAGCGCCAGCAGGUGACGCUCAAGCUGGGGCACCAGCGCCACCCGUGCGAGGAGGACGCCCUCCGUGCCGCCCCCUACGCCAACGUGUCGUCGGUGGAGGACGUGGUGACCCCCCGGUUCCUGUGCUCGGGGGGCACCAACCCCCAGGUGGAGCCCAACACCUGCCGCGGCGACUCCGGGGGCCCCGUCAUCAUCAUCUGGGGGAAGCGCCACUUCCAGGUGGGGGUGGUCAGCUGGGGCAUGGCCCCCGUGUGCCAGGACAGCAGCUCCUCGUCGCACACCCGCGACUUCCACGUGAACCUGUUCGAGGUGCUGCCCUGGCUGAGGGACAAGCUCCAGGACGAGGACCUGGGCUUCCUGCCCUGAGCCCUGGGGACACGCCAGGACACGCCAGGACACACCAGGACACGCCGGGACACGCCACGGCCACGCGGCCCCACGGGGGUGGGACGUGGCGGAGGGGGAUCCGAGGGGGCCGUGGGGACGAUUUCAGGGGUCCCUCUGGGUCUGGGGGGUGUCCCCGGGGGUCCCCAU
Myiozetetes cayanensis is the source of this 2991-nucleotide messenger RNA. It is a transcript of the gene CFB, whose product is annotated as complement factor B. The record is from RefSeq and is a predicted model, not a curated record. Gene Ontology annotation, cellular component: extracellular region. Gene Ontology annotation, biological process: complement activation; proteolysis. Gene Ontology annotation, molecular function: serine-type endopeptidase activity. Lineage: Eukaryota; Metazoa; Chordata; Aves; Passeriformes; Tyrannidae.